GCUCGUCAGACGGCAAGGCAGUUGGGCUCACGAGGCCCCGCUGCUUCAAUCGCCCGUCGCCAUGCACACACUCCUGUAGCAUUUGACUGGACGGACCCGCUAGGCGCUAGCAACAUGUUCACCGAGGAAGAAUUGGCUAUUUCAGAGACUGCCGAGUCCUACUGUCAAGAGCGCAUGCUUCCUCGCGUGCUCGAUGCAUACAGGAACGAGGACUACGACAGAAAGAUUCUUGAAGAGAUGGGAGAACUUGGACUGCUGGGUGCUACAAUCGAAGGCCAUGGCUGUGCUGGUGUCUCCUCGGUCGCAUCGGGUCUCAUCACUCGUGCUGUUGAGAGAGUCGACUCUGGUUACCGCUCAGGAAUGUCUGUCCAGUCCUCAUUGGUCAUGGGUGGUAUCGAUGAGUUCGGCUCCCAGGAGCAGAAAGACAAGUUCUUGCCACAGCUGGCCAAGGGUAAAAUGCUUGGUUGCUUUGGUCUGACAGAGCCAAACCACGGUAGUGAUCCUGGCAGCAUGGAGACAGUCGCUAAACCUCACCCUACCAAGAAGGGUUACUUUAGCCUGAGCGGAGCAAAGACGUGGAUUACCAACUCCCCGAUUGCAGAUGUCAUGCUCGUGUGGGCGAAGCUGCAGGAGACUGGCAAAAUUCGUGGUUUCCUGGUUGAGAGAUCCGAGUGNCCCCCUGGAACAUUGGAGACACCUCCAUUGAAGAACAAGAACGGUCUGAGAGCCUCCCUUACCGGUAUGAUUCAGCUGGAUGAUUGCCCGGUACCAGAAGCAAACAUGUUCCCACAUAUUGAGGGCUUGAGAGGACCUUUCAGCUGCCUCAACGGAGCCCGUUAUGGCAUUGCUUGGGGCACCAUGGGUGCUCUCGAGGACUGCAUCGCAAGAACAAGACAGUACGCUCUGGAGCGAAAGCAAUUCAAGAACAACCCGAUCGCCAAAUAUCAGUUGGUGCAGAAGAAGCUCUCUGAUGCAACCACAGACGCAGCCUACGGUGUUCUUGCGGCGUUGCAAGUCGGUCGCCUGAAGGACGAAGGCAAGGCUGCCCCUGAGAUGAUUUCAAUGAUCAAGAGACAAAACUGCGACAGAGCUUUGGUGAACGCACGAGAAGUCUUCGGAGGUAACGCUGUCAGUGAUGAGUACCACAUUGGAAGACAUGUGGCGAACUUGUUUGUCACUCAGACGUAUGAGGGCCAGAGUGAUAUUCAUGAUACACGGCCCAUUCGGGAAGAGAAUCUGCAUGAGGGUGACUGCAAUAAUAGAGCGCGUGAUGCCGUGCAACUCCGUCCUUUUCGCUCACACAUCUGCGACGACUCCUCGCUCCGCAUACCACACACCCGACCACCAACGCAACCACGUCCGAGGCUGCGUCCAUCACCUGUUUCCACCUUCCACACACAACUACCGCACACCAUGGCGCUCAAGAGAAUUAACAAGGAGUUGACCGAUCUCGGCCGNGGUGACUCCCCGUACUCGGGCGGCGUCUUCUUCCUCGCCAUCCACUUUCCCACAGACUACCCCUUCAAGCCUCCCAAGGUCAACUUCACCACUCGCAUCUACCACCCCAACAUCAACAGCAACGGCAGCAUCUGUCUGGACAUUCUCAGAGACCAAUGGAGCCCUGCUCUGACCAUCUCNAAAAGAACUCGGCACAAACUGCUCAUGAAUUCAUUCCUGCUCUCCAUCUGCUCCAUGUUGACCGACCCCAACCCUGACGACCCGCUCGUUCCCGAGAUCGCACACGUCUACAAGACUGAUCGCUCGCGCUACGAGGCUACGGCCAGAGAGUGGACAAGAAAGUACGCCAUC
Aureobasidium uvarum is the source of this 1809-nucleotide messenger RNA. Lineage: Eukaryota; Fungi; Ascomycota; Dothideomycetes; Dothideales; Saccotheciaceae. The record is from the annotation of a GenBank genome assembly.